Molecule: messenger RNA, 1635 nt
Organism: Xenopus laevis (African clawed frog)
Lineage: Eukaryota; Metazoa; Chordata; Amphibia; Anura; Pipidae
Gene: renbp.L
Product: renin binding protein L homeolog
Exons: 10
Coding region: 164-1375 (403 amino acids)
Biological process (GO): N-acetylneuraminate catabolic process; carbohydrate metabolic process
Molecular function (GO): isomerase activity; N-acylglucosamine 2-epimerase activity
Source: RefSeq, marked provisional
GCCAAGCAAAAGAUAGAGAGGGAAGAGGAAGAGAGAGACGUGUCUCGUGCUGCUGAGUGAGAAUGGCUGGAAGGCAGCACAGCUUCUGAAAGCAGAAACAUCCAGCCCUGAAAAGACAUAAUUCAGUGGAAUAUAUUGGGAAGCAGACCAGGAUAAAGGAAGAAUGACUGAAAGAGAGCGCCUGGAAAAAUGGAGAGAGCAGAUGGGAAAGGAGCUGGAUAGGGUAAUGGGGUUUUGGACACAGCAUUCAAUGGACAAGGAUUAUGGUGGUUUCUUCACAUGUCUGGCUCAGGAUGGAGCUGUUUAUGAUGACCUCAAGUACAUCUGGCUGCAAGGACGACAGGUUUGGAUGUACUGCCGCCUUUAUAGGAAAGUGCCCAGAUUUCAUCAGCAGGAGAUACUUAGUGCUGCUAUAGCAGGUGGUGAGUUUCUAUUGUCUUAUGCUUGCCCCAGUGCUCAUUCUCUGAAAUGUGCCUUUGUGGUGACAAGGAAUGGGCAAGCAGUGAAAAUUCAGCGCACCAUCUUUAGUGAGUGUUUCUAUGUUAUGGCCAUGGAUGAACUCUGGAGAACUACACACGAGGAGCGGUACAAGAAAGCAGCACAUGAGAUGAUGGUUCAGAUUGUUCAUUGGGUGCGAGUGGAUCCAUCAGGUUUGGGGAGAGUAGAGUUGCCUGGCGCUGCUCAAGUAAAUGCCAUGGCAGUGCCAAUGAUGCUACUGAACUUGGUGAGUCAACUGUGUGAGGGGGAUGAAGAGAUGGCCAAAAAAUAUGAAGAAGUAGGAACAUGGAGUGUGAAGAUGAUCCUGCAGCAUCUGCAGCGAGAUGGAAAAGCUAUUUUGGAGAAUGUAUCUGAACAGGGACAGGAGCUUCCAGGCUGCCUUGGGAGACAUCAGAACCCAGGUCACGCAAUUGAAGCAGGUUGGUUUCUGCUGCAGCAUGCCAUUGCUCACUCUGACGAUAGCUUGGUGCAAACAGCAGUGGAGAAAUUUGUAAUGCUUCCUUUUCUUUUGGGGUGGGACCAGGAGUAUGGGGGUCUCUUUUCUUUUCAAGAUGUUGAUGGACACUGCCCUACACAGCUGGAGUGGAACAUGAAGCUGUGGUGGCCACACACGGAAGCACUUAUUGCCUUUCUUCUGGCCUAUCAAAAGACUGGAGACCAACGGCUUCUGGAGCAUUUUGAAAAAGUCUGCGAAUAUGUAUUCAGCCGGUUUUCAGACCCAGAACAGGGGGAAUGGUUUGGUUACCUAAACAGAGAAGGUAAUGUGGCCCUUACCAUCAAAGGUGGACCAUUUAAAGGAUGUUUCCAUGUUCCAAGGUGCCUCUAUAUGUGUGAGGAGAUACUCUCCCAGCUUCUGGAUGCAAAAAACAAAACCUGAAAUCUGCGCCUUAGGUGUUUACUGGGCAUUGCUUUAUGGAUUUAUAAGGCCAAGCCAUGAAUCAUUUUGUUGCUGACAUUCUAAUCCACUUCAUUCAUCGACAACUAACAAGCUAAUCAGUCAAAACCAGAAAUCUUUUCAACUUAUAUUAAAAAAAAAUAUAUAACUACCUGUCCUAUGUUCUGGUUAUUUUAAUAAGCUGUUUAAUUUACUGUUCAUAAUAUAAUUACAUCAUUCUAAAAAUAAACAUCAAUCUAAAA